ACUACCAUACAAAAUUGUUGGAAAAAAGCAAAGUUCCCAGCUGAAGUUACAGAGUCCAUUCAAGAUCCAUUUGAGUCGUCUGAUGAGUCUGAUGAAGAGGAUGUUGCAACUGAUCGUACAGAAAGUCGUGACACAGGUGAUACAAUUUGGGAACGGCUUGCAAGGCACUAUCCUUCGAUUGCAGAUAUGUCCUUUGGGGAGUUUGCAUCUGUAGAUGACGAUCUAUUCACAGAGAGGCAACUGACCGCCGAGGAUGCUACAAGAGAAGCACUUGAGGCAGCUAAGUCAACAGAAGACACAGAGUCUAGGGCCGAUUGUAGUGAGGUAGAAUCCGAAGAAGACGAGGUCGAGAUAGUAGAACCGCCCAAAAUACUUAGUUCCCUACAAGCGACAGAACAUGUAAGAAACUUAAGGGAUUUCGUUUUCUGUCGUCAACAGAGUCAGGUGAAAAAGAGCAUGAGUUUUUGUUAUCGUUAA
Exaiptasia diaphana is the source of this 477-nucleotide messenger RNA. RefSeq lists its product as uncharacterized. Lineage: Eukaryota; Metazoa; Cnidaria; Anthozoa; Actiniaria; Aiptasiidae. The record is from RefSeq and is a predicted model, not a curated record.